AUGCUGGAGAAGGCGUGGGUUAAUUUGUCCAGACUUGAUCCUGCUUAUGAAAAGGGUGCAUGGGACUUUGUCAGAGCUGUUUCUGCCGUUAGAGGAGAUAGUCAGUUGAUCAUUUGCCCUUGUAAAGACUGUCGCAACGUUGAUCGUCAUUCAGGCAUUGAUGUAGUUGAUCAUCUUGUGAGGCGUGGAAUGGAUGAAGAUUACAAGCGGCGUAAGGACUGGUAUCAUCACGGAGAGUUGAGCUCAGUGGAGGCUGAAGUAGGGAUGAAAGGAAAUCAGUUAAACGACGAGAUUGUUGGGUUAUACAGAGCUGCUGACACUAAGUAUGGCUGUUCUGGUUUCUGCGAGAUGGAAGAGGUAGAAGACAGGAAAGAAGAUGAGUUCUUGGCAAAGAUAGUAGACGCCGAAACACCAUUAUAUCCAAACUGUGCAAACCAUAGCAAGCUCUCUGCCAUCGUGUCAUUGUUUAGAUUGAAGACUCAGAAUGGCUGGUCUGAUAAGAGCUUCAAUGAUAUACUUGAGACAUUGCCGAAGAUGUUACCUGAGGAGAACGUGCUUCACUCAUCAAUGUACGAUGUGAAGAAAUUCUUGAAGACGUUUGGUAUUGGUUAUGAAAAAAUUCAUGCAUGUGUCAACUAUUGCUGUCUCUUCAGAAGAAAGUUGAAGAAGCUUGAUAAUUGUCCCAAAUGCAAGGCUUCAAGGUGGAAGAUAAACAAGCAGACUGGUGAGGUGAAGAAAGGGGUCGCGCAGAAAGUAUUAAGGUACUUUCCAAUUAUUCCGAGGCUGCAGAGGAUGUUUAGGUCUGAGGAAAUGGCGAAAAACUUAAGGUGGCAUGCUAGUAACCGUAGCACCGAUGGAAAACUCAGACACCAUGUAGAUUCAGUGACAUGGAAACAAAUGGAUGACAAAUAUCCUUUAUUUGCUGCUGAGGAGAGGAAUAUUCGACUGGAAUUAUCUACUGAUGGAUUUAAUCCUUUCAGCAUGCAGAACAGUAAGUAUAGUUGUUGUCGUGUUGAGAAUAUCAUGCUCACCUUGCUCAUUCCUGGUCCACAGCAGCCUGGUAACAGCAUUGAUGUCUACUUAAAGCCUCUAAUAGAGGAUCUAAACAAGUUGUGGAGCCUAGGAGAGUCGACAUAUGAUGUGGUGAGUAAAUCUGUUUUUACUCUCAAGGCAAUGCUUCUGUGGACGAUUAAUGAUUUCUCAGUCUAUGGAAAUCUAGCUGGUUGCAAAGUGAAGGAAAAAAUGGGCUGCCCUAGAAAAAGGACCGCCAUUGUUGAUGAAGAAAAAACUGUGGAAGAUGUUUCCAGUGAAUCAGAGGCAGAUGAAGAAGAUGAAGUUGAUGUUGAGGAGUUAUCUAGAUGGAAGAAAAUAUCAAUAUUUUUUGAACUGCCAUAUUGGGAGGACCUGCCCGUAAGGCAUAACUUGGACGUUAUGCAUAUAGAGCGAAAUGUUGGAAAUAGCAUUGUUUCCACAUUACUGCACUGCGGGAAAUCAAAAGAUGGACUCAAUACUCGUAAAGAUCUGGAACAUCUUGGAAUUAGGAAGGAUCUUCACCCCAGCAUCAAAGGAAAAAGAACGUACCUGCCAGCAGCACCUUGGUCGUUGUCAAAGUCUGAAAAGAAAGUCUUCUGUAAGCGUCUUUUUGAUUUCAAAGGACCUGAUGGAUAUUGCUCAAAUAUAUCAAGGGGCGUUUCAUUAGAAGAUUGCAAGGUAUCAGGACUCAAAACACACGACUAUCAUGUUCUGAUGCAGCAAUUACUCCCGGUUGCCAUCAGAGGUUUAUUACCAAAAGGCCAUAGAUUAGCAAUACUACGCAUGUGUGCAUUCUUCAACCGCCUAUGUCAGCGUGUAAUUGAUGUUGAGCAGAUUUCAGUAAUGGAAACUGAAAUUGUAGAAACUCUCUGCAUGUACAUGAAAGUACUGAAAGAAUAUGUUAGAAACACCGCGAGGCCAGAAGGAUGUAUUGCUGAGUCAUACCUAGCAGAAGAGUGCAUGCGGUUUUGUAGUGAGUUUCUUAAGAAGACAACAAGUGUAGAGGAAAAAAUAGAUAGGAAUACUGAUUAUGAGAGCCAGUUAAUCCUAGAGGGACGACCAAUAUCGGCAGCCACUUCAGUUAAUCUGUCUGAAACAGAGAAGAUAAUUGCCCACCUCGCUGUCAUUCAGAAUACGUUUGUGGUUGACCCCUAUGUUGUGUAA
Molecule: messenger RNA, 2196 nt
Organism: Raphanus sativus (radish)
Lineage: Eukaryota; Viridiplantae; Streptophyta; Magnoliopsida; Brassicales; Brassicaceae
Exons: 6
Coding region: 1-2196 (731 amino acids)
Source: RefSeq, a predicted model, not a curated record